GGUUUAGAGAAACAGGAAGCGUGAUGCCAGGAAACGAAGGACGUCAGCAGCCAGCCCACCAAACUGCGAGGAGACAAAUUCAGGAGCAGCCAAAUCAUGGAGUGUUUGUUUGGGGCACCAAUGAAACUCCUACUUUUCACAGCAUGGUUUUCCAGUCUGAUGGACCCCUGCAGACUCUCUGACAUUUGUGAGUCUUGCCACAGACUUGCCACAUGUAAGACUCUGAACGGCUCCAACUACGCUUGCUUUUGCAACAACGGAUAUACUGGAGAUGGGACAACCUUCUGCAAUGAUGACAAUGAAUGCCAGAAUGUGACAUACAUCUGCAGCAAGAAAGGAACGUGCACCAACACUGUAGGAAGUUACUACUGUACUUGUCUGCCUGGGUACUCUUCAACUGGACUCCAACACUUCCAGACCAACGAUGGCACCGAGUGUGUGGACAUUGAUGAAUGCGAGGCAGGACAAGUCUGCGGUCCAAACUCACUCUGUCAUAAUAGCGAUGGAUCUUUCUAUUGCACCUGCCAGCGGGAUUACAUCCCAACUUCUGGCACCAAACACUUUCAUCCAGAGAGAGGUGGAAGAUGUAAAGAGCAUCCCCUAAAAAACUGUCAUGAUAACAUCGCCUGCGUCACACAGACUGUCAACAGAACGCUUGAAUACAUGAGCAAUCUCACCGACUCCUUGAGUUUCCUGAAUGAAAUUGCCGAGCAGACAUCUGGCGAGUUGACCUCGGUGGAAGUGAUGGCCUACGUGGAGGCCUUGAGUCGCUCCACGUGGUCACUGAGAGCAGGACAAGAGGAUGCCGUCGUCCACUCAACUCUCACAAAUUUGGUGAAGGUGGCAAACAACUUGGUGGAGAAGGAUGAGCUGGUGGCUUGGAAGAGAAUGAAGGAGGAAAGGCGGCAAGAAACCAUCAGCAAACUUCUGCAUGCUGUUGAGGGAAGUUCUCUCGCUUUGGCCAACAAUCUGAAAAGGCCAAAUCAACUUCAAAUCAAAGACCAACAAAUAGAAUUGAGACUCUUCACUUUUGAUGGCGGACUUAAAGCAGACACGUUGUCGACCAACAUGGGGGGUGACCUCAUGACCCUCACACCAAAACUAAAACCAGGGGAGGACAGUAAUGCAAGCGUGUCAGUGGUGUUUGUACGAUACGACAGCAUGGCGGACAUCUUGAAUCCCGCCAUCGACCCGGGCGUCACCGACUACUCGCGCUACUCCGAAUCGGGAGAAAUCACCGUCAACUCCCAAGUGGUGGCUGCCGCCAUCAGACCUGCCGACCAGCUAGACCACGUCACCUUCACGCUGAGACACGUCCAGCCCAUCGACACCGACGCUGACGUGACCAAGUGCGUCUUCUGGGACUACGAGACUGAGAGCCUGCGGGGUCACUGGGCGACACGCGGCUGCAGGACCGUGCACGUCAGCAGCAACGCCACCACCUGCACCUGCAGCCACCUCACACACUUUGCCGUCCUCAUGUCGUCCGGACGAGCCAACUUGGCGGCCCACCAGACGGUCCUGACCCGCAUCAGCCAGCUGGGGAUGAUCAUCUCCAUCAUCUGUCUGUCAAUGUGCAUCUUCACCUUCUGGUUCUUCAGCGGGAUCCAGAGCACCAGAACCACCAUUCACAAGAACCUGUGCUGCAGUCUUUUCAUGGCCGAGUUCAUCUUCUUGGUGGGGAUCAACAUGAACACGCACAAGCUCUUCUGCUCGGUUAUUGCGGGUCUCCUGCACUAUUUCUUCUUGGCAGCCUUUGCCUGGAUGUGCAUCGAGGGCAUCCAUCUCUACUUAAUGGUGGUGGGCGUCAUCUACAACAAGGGCUUCUUGCACCGGAACUUCUACGUCUUCGGCUACGGAAGCCCAGCUGUGGUGGUCGCCAUCUCCGCCACGCUGGGCUCCAAGUAUUACGGCACUGAUAAAAUGUGUUGGCUGAGCACGGAAAAUCAUUUUAUUUGGAGUUUCAUCGGCCCCGCCUGUUUGAUCAUCCUGGUGAAUCUCCUGGCCUUUGCAGUGAUCAUCUACAAGGUGUAUCGACACACGCAGGUGAAAAAGCCUGAAAUCAGCCACUAUGAGAACAUCAGGUCGUGUGCCCGCGGUGCCAUGGCGCUGCUCUUCGUGCUGGGUGCCACCUGGGCCUUUGGAGUGUUGCACAUUCUGUAUGAGAAGACGCUGACUGCGUACCUGUUCACCAUCGCCAACGCCUUUCAGGGCAUGUUCAUCUUCAUCUUCCUCUGCGUGCUCUCCAGGAAGAUUCAAGAGGAGUAUUACAGGCUGUUCAAAAACAUCCCAUGUUGUUUUGAAUGUCUCAGAUGAAACAACCCUCACGUCCUUCACACGUCUUCUACAACCUUUGAAAUUAUCUUCUUGUCAUCAAAUUCCUCUUCAAGAGUGACAUGGACUGGACCUAGUCACGUGUUUCAGUGUUAAAUUAAAAAUAAAUAAGGAAUAUAGCAAACAAACGUCCUUUUUCUUGGAGAGGAAGAAAGAGCAAUGUCUUCAUCUAGUGGUCAUCAUCCAGAAGACACCUCUGUACAGUAAAAAAACUAAAACUAUUUACACAAAUAAUAGUGUUGUUUUCGUUCAAUUCAACUGAUUAUUUCUAAAAUAAUUGUGUUGUAUGAUUAUCAUUUUAGAUGUACUGUAUUUUAGCUUAAAUAAUUAUUAAUGAUGGACUUUGUUGCUAUUUGCACAAUGUUGUUUAUGUCCUGUCGCUAAAUGGCAGCACUGUACUGUACAGUCUCACAGCAUCUUCAUUUAUUUACUGUUGCACAAACUAAUACAACCAAAAAAAAACAA
This is a messenger RNA of Nerophis lumbriciformis (worm pipefish), 2799 nucleotides long. It is a transcript of the gene adgrl4, whose product is annotated as adhesion G protein-coupled receptor L4. NCBI's taxonomy places the organism in Eukaryota, Metazoa, Chordata, Actinopteri, Syngnathiformes, Syngnathidae. Gene Ontology annotation, molecular function: calcium ion binding; G protein-coupled receptor activity. The record is from RefSeq and is a predicted model, not a curated record. Gene Ontology annotation, biological process: adenylate cyclase-activating G protein-coupled receptor signaling pathway; cell surface receptor signaling pathway. Gene Ontology annotation, cellular component: plasma membrane.